Messenger RNA from Cadophora gregata, 489 nucleotides. RefSeq lists its product as uncharacterized. NCBI's taxonomy places the organism in Eukaryota, Fungi, Ascomycota, Leotiomycetes, Helotiales, Ploettnerulaceae. The transcript has a single exon. The record is from RefSeq and is a predicted model, not a curated record. Bases 1 to 489 code for a protein of 162 amino acids.
AUGUCCCAGCCGUCAGGUUUACACGGUAAUUCCGAGUUGGGAGUACUCACUCCCUCCAUCCCGACCUACUCGGAAACCCCAAGCAUAAACAGUCUAGAUCAUCAGAUCGGCCUCCAGAAUGGGUCAACAUCGAUACUCGAACUGUCUAGGCAAAGGCUCCAACUUGCAAAACAAACGCCCCCCUUGAACUUGUCGGCCCGCGUCGAAGAGCUCACGAGGGAGUUGGGCCACCAACGCCAAGAGAUUCAAUUUUACCGACAAGCAUUCGAGAACCUGCAACGGUUCCGCGCAACCGUGUACGACCUCUCUCAGCAGCUCUUUCUCGCCCACUAUCUCGAUCAUGAUGUCGGCCGCUUAGAUGACGUGAUAGCCCAGCUUCGGAAUGCGUUGGAGGACUCUAAGCGGCGCGAGUUCAAGGCCAAGAGGGAUUGGAUGGAAUUCUGGGGCAUAGAUCACGUUGCGCAGGAUCAGAGAGGGAAUUUGAUCUGA